CUACAAAAUGCAAUUGUUACGCACAUUUUUAUUAUAUAUCUAUUUUCGUAUUUGAAAAGCAAACAUAUAGUUCACCGCUAUAAAUAAAAUACGGGUAUAUAAGGUGUUUUGAAUCAUUUACGCUUACAUUUCAUUUUAGGUCUACGUAUGAAUAGAUGGAAUAACAACCCCGAAGAAAUUUUAACAAAAAAGGUAUCUAAAAUGUCUAAUUCAUCUACAUUCAAUAUUCUAGAUUUAAACAAUUACAUAUUACUAGAAAUACUUGGAUUUCUAAACGCAACUGAUUUGUGGUUGUUAAGCAAAACUUGUGGACGUUUAAACGAUCUUAUAGAAAAAGAAUGUUUCUGGCGUUAUAUUGAUGCACGCGACUCACCAAAUACUGUUGAGAAAAUUGAAUAUUGUGCGCAGAAAUGUAAUCAGGCUACAAGAGACGUUCGAAUAUGUGCUGAUGGAAGACAUCUUGUAAUAAUUUCAAGUACAUUUUUUCGAUAUUUAAAUCGUGCCAGUAUUACAAUUUUGGCUUUGGAAAAUCAGAAAAUAUGUGGCAACGACAUACAGCUGAAACACUUUCCCGAAAAUCUAAUGGAAUUAAGUCUUAAGAAAACCUAUAUUACAGAAAUAAACGAAUUUUUAACAUAUUAUGAUCACCAAUUGAAGAAGUUAAAAGUUAAGUAUUUACUUGUAUCUAAAAUGUCUAAUUCAUCUACAUUCAAUAUUCUAGAUUUAAACAAUUACAUAUUACUAGAAAUACUUGGAUUUCUAAACGCAACUGAUUUGUGGUUGUUAAGCAAAACUUGUGGACGUUUAAACGAUCUUAUAGAAAAAGAAUGUUUCUGGCGUUAUAUUGAUGCACGCGACUCACCAAAUACUGUUGAGAAAAUUGAAUAUUGUGCGCAGAAAUGUAAUCAGGCUACAAGAGACGUUCGAAUAUGUGCUGAUGGAAGACAUCUUGUAAUAAUUUCAAGUACAUUUUUUCGAUAUUUAAAUCGUGCCAGUAUUACAAUUUUGGCUUUGGAAAAUCAGAAAAUAUGUGGCAACGACAUACAGCUGAAACAUUUUCCCGAAAAUCUAAUGGAAUUAAGUCUUAAGAAAACCUAUAUUACAGAAAUAAACGAAUUUUUAACAUAUUAUGAUCACCAAUUGAAGAAGUUAAAAGUGUUAAUAUUAGAUCAGUGUUGUUGGGUUAACGGAAAAAUUUUACACAGAUUCGGAGAUUUAAAAUCCUUAGAAAUUAUAUCAUUGUACAAAUGUAAAGGAUUGUACGAUGUUGAAUUGGGAAUGAUACAGACCUUUAAUCAGUUACGAAUUGCGGAUUGUCGAUUUUCUGGCCUAGGAAACUUCUUUUUACAAAGCCUUGCUAGAAAACCAAAAGUCCAAGAAAUUUAUUUUCAAAACUACCUCACUACAUAUUUUGUGGAAAAGAACGCACGCGACAUGGAAAUUAAAAAUAGUAAAUCCAAAAAUUUUAAAUAUUCUUAUAUAACCGAAAAUGACGAUAUCCCUUUAUGGAAUGAAACCGCUUUACAUAAAUUUGUUGGAUCUACUUCUACAACAGAAAAAGUUCCGUAUGGACAUCUAACCGAAACUAGUACAGAGUUAUACGCCACCGCUAAUCCAAUUGAUGAAAAUUAUAAUUUCCACAGCCUUUUAUAUCAGCGACCUUAUGAAAAAUGCACUUGCCAAAAUAAUCCUGAUUUAACAUUGAAAAAAUGA
Onthophagus taurus is the source of this 1713-nucleotide messenger RNA. Lineage: Eukaryota; Metazoa; Arthropoda; Insecta; Coleoptera; Scarabaeidae. The record is from RefSeq and is a predicted model, not a curated record.